AUGACAAGCAAUCCGACUUUCGGCGCCAAGACCAGCGCUUUCCAUGUUGCUGAGCUUUUUUCAUCCAGGAUCAAAGGGAAGAUAGCCUUAGUUACGGGCGCAUCAGUGGAUACUCUGGGUGAGCAGACGGCCCGCGCGUUUGCUCAUGGCGGUGCAUCCACCGUUAUAAUCACUGGUCGCGACGGAGAACGUCUCUCGGCCCUACAAAAGAGCCUUGCGUCUGAAUACCCAUCAACUGGGUUCCGCUCUCUGGAUAUGGACUUGGCGUCUUUUAAAUCCAUUCGCCGUGCCGCAAAGGAGAUCCUCGACGAUGACUCAAUCCCUCGCAUUGAUUUUCUCAUAGCCAAUGCUGCGAUGGCUCUUGUAAAAGAGCACACCUUCACUGAAGACGGCCUCGAACUAUCAUUCGGUGUGAACCACAUUGGGCAUUUUCUCUUGAUUGUAGAAUUAUUUCCAAAGAUUCGGAAAGCGGCCCAAGCCAGUACUGCCGGUGAAACGCGUAUCAUUAUCCUCACUAGUGGAGCCAUGUUUGUUAGCCCAGUUCGAUUCAGCGACUAUAACUUCGAACGAAAACCUCUUCCCGAAGAUGAACAGCCAAACUGGGAACUCGCCAAGCAAACGGGGGCCACACCGACGGACGGCUAUCACAUGUGGAUUUCCUAUGGAGCAAGCAAAUCAGCUAAUACACUGCUCGCGCUUCAUCUCAAUAAGCUCCUGAGCAAGCGCUAUGGCAUUCAGUCGUAUGCUGUCCAUCCUGGCACCGUGGGAACCAGGGGAGUGAAAGCCCUUCCAUUCGACGCUGAGCAGGUAAAAGCGCUGGGUUUCAUGAAGACUAUCGACCAAGGAACUUCUACGACGAUGGUGGCGGCACUGGAUCCAAAGCUCAGCCCCGAGACUGCAUUAUUCUUGCAGGAUUGUCUCGUUUCAACUCCCCCAGCUUGGGCAGCAGAUGAGAGCAAAGCAGCGAGGCUUUGGCAGUUAUCUGAAGAGAUUAUCGGGCAAAAGUUGGAGCUCAGUUAA
Exophiala bonariae is the source of this 1020-nucleotide messenger RNA. RefSeq lists its product as uncharacterized. The transcript has a single exon. NCBI's taxonomy places the organism in Eukaryota, Fungi, Ascomycota, Eurotiomycetes, Chaetothyriales, Herpotrichiellaceae. The record is from RefSeq and is a predicted model, not a curated record. The coding region runs from base 1 to 1020 and encodes 339 amino acids.